Messenger RNA from Sander lucioperca (pikeperch), 6365 nucleotides. Its product is annotated as mitogen-activated protein kinase kinase kinase kinase 4-like. The transcript has 32 exons. Bases 248 to 4867 code for a protein of 1539 amino acids. Gene Ontology annotation, biological process: protein phosphorylation. Gene Ontology annotation, molecular function: ATP binding; protein kinase activity. The record is from RefSeq and is a predicted model, not a curated record. NCBI's taxonomy places the organism in Eukaryota, Metazoa, Chordata, Actinopteri, Perciformes, Percidae.
AGAGAGAGAGAGAGAGAGAGAGAGAGAGAGAAGCCUAGAGCAGACAGGGCUCCAGCAGUUGGUCGGUAUGUAGCAGCAGAGCUGACCGUCUGCCCGGGAUUACAAAGAGGAAAAACGCGCCUUGGAUAGAAAAUAUCACCAGCAGGAUUAAAAAUAAAACCACCCGAGGAUGAGACACAUACCGUCCGACUAAAGGAGACUGAAAACACGCCGAUAUUUCGCUGAUUUAACACCGUUUUUAACGAAAAUGGCGAACGAGUCCCCGGCCAAAAGUCUGGUGGAUAUAGACCUGGCAUCUCUGAGGGAUCCUGCUGGGAUUUUCGAGUUGGUGGAAGUGGUCGGAAAUGGCACCUAUGGACAAGUCUACAAGGGCCGACAUGUCAAGACGGGACAACUGGCGGCCAUCAAGGUUAUGGACGUCACUGAGGAUGAAGAGGAGGAAAUUAAGCUGGAAAUCAACAUGCUGAAGAAGUACUCCCAUCACAGAAACAUAGCCACCUAUUAUGGAGCAUUCAUCAAGAAAAGUCCUCCAGGCCAUGACGACCAGCUAUGGCUGGUGAUGGAGUUCUGCGGUGCCGGUUCCAUCACGGAUCUGGUGAAAAACACCAAAGGCAACACACUGAAGGAGGACUGGAUCGCCUACAUCUCCCGAGAGAUCCUCCGGGGAUUAGCUCACCUGCAUGCUCAUCAUGUCAUUCACCGUGACAUCAAGGGACAAAACGUGCUGUUGACUGAAAACGCUGAAGUCAAACUGGUGGACUUUGGUGUGAGUGCUCAGCUGGACCGGACGGUAGGUCGAAGGAACACCUUCAUCGGGACGCCAUAUUGGAUGGCUCCAGAGGUCAUCGCUUGUGAUGAAAACCCAGAUGCUACCUACGACUACAGGAGUGACCUGUGGUCCUGUGGAAUCACGGCUAUAGAGAUGGCUGAGGGAGCUCCCCCUCUGUGUGACAUGCAUCCAAUGAGAGCUCUCUUCCUCAUUCCCAGGAACCCUCCUCCUCGACUCAAGUCGAAAAAAUGGUCGAAGAAGUUCUUCAGCUUCAUUGAGGGCUGCCUGGUGAAGAACUACACUCAGCGUCCUCCCACUGAGCAGCUGCUCAAACACCCCUUCAUUCGGGACCAGCCCAACGAGAGGCAGGUCCGCAUCCAGCUCAAAGACCACAUCGACCGGACCAAGAAGAAGAGGGGAGAGAAGGAUGAGACGGAGUAUGAAUACAGCGGCAGUGAAGAAGAGGAGGAAGAGGCAUCUGAGCAAGAAGGAGAGCCAAGCUCCAUAGUCAACGUGCCAGGCGAGUCGACUUUGCGCCGCGACUUCAUCCGGCUGCAGCAGGAGAACAAGGAGCGCUCGGAGGCGUUGCGCCGCCAGCAGCUCCUCCAGGAGCAGCAGCUCCGCGAGCAGGAGGAGUACAAGCGCCAGCUACUGGCCGAGAGGCAGAAACGUAUCGAGCAGCAGAAGGAGCAGAGGAGACGGCUGGAGGAGCAACAACGGCGUGAGCGCGAGAUGAGGAGGCAGCAGGAGCGCGAGCAGCGCCGACGUGAACAAGAGGAGAAGCGGCGCGUCGAGGAGAUGGAGCGACGCCGCAAAGAGGAGGAAGAGCGCAGGAGGGCCGAGGAGGAGAAGAGGAGGGCCGACCGAGAACAGGAGUACAUCCGCCGCCAGUUGGAGGAGGAGCAGAGGCACCUGGAGAUCCUGCAGCAGCAGCUGCUCCAUGAACAGGCCAUGCUGCUGGAGUAUAAAUGGCGGGAGCUUGAGGAGCAGCGCCAAGCCCAGAAGCUCCAGAGACAGCUGCAGCAGGAGCAGGCCUACCUGCUGUCCCUCCAACAAAACCAGAACCUGGAUAGUAACAAAACAGCCCAGCAACAGAGCACCAAACCCCCACAGAGCGUUGAACAGGACAGGAUAAAGCCCCUGCAGAGCCCUGAGCCGGAUACAACAGAACAGAGUACUGACUCUGAAAAGACAAGUCAAAAUCACAGUCUGGAGAAAACUACAGAACCCAAGCUACCUGUCGCUGACCUGCAAGGCCCCACCCCUGACUCUGAGCCAAUCAGAGAGGCUGAUGAGCGAUACCGGAAGAACAUCCAGGGUUCUCCUCAGGCAGCUCAGACCAAACCACAGCAGCCUCCAGUGCCACCGCGCUCCGAGUCUUCCUACCCCAAUGGGAACUCGGCAUCUGAGGCACCCGCCAUGCACCCGCCUGUCAUGCACCCGCCUGCCAUGCAUCGGCCUGUGGAACCACAGGUCCGUUCCCAUCUGGCUGCUUUAAAGAGCAGUGGCAGCGUGGCAGCGUCAAACUCCUCCGCUACCACCCUGCCUGCUGUGUCGCGGUCACACUCCUUCACUGAGCCGCUCGCCCCUAGCUUUGAAAAUCUUCACCUUCGCAACAGCCAGGAACACCCUCACUCUCCAUCUUCAUCACCAUCCUCCUCAUCAUCAACACCUGCACGCACUGACCCACAACCCCACUCCCAGCAUAGGCCAUCACCCCGUGAACCGGCCCCUUCAGAGGAGGUCCCGCCCAGGGUUCCUGUAAGGACUACAUCAAGGUCCCCGGUGUUGUCAAGGCGAGACUCGCCUCAUCACCAUGGCAACGCCUCACACGGCAGCCAUGCUGUGCACCGCCCCUCUGCCAGCGCGGCGGAGCCUCGGCUGCUGUGGGAGCGAGUGGAGAAACUGGUUCCUAGACCAACCAGUAACAGUGGCAGCGGAGGCUCCAGUUCCUCCAGCAGCUCCAGUAACUCAAGCUCUAAGCCUGGUUCUCACUGCGGCUCUGGAGAAAGAUUCAGGGCCCGCUCCUCCUCCAAAUCAGAGGGUUCUCCCCUCCAACGGCCAGAGAAUGCUGGGAAAAAACCAGAGGAGAGGAAGGACUUGGUCAGGCCAAACAGACCAGCGGACCUGACGGCUCUGGCCAAAGAGCUACGUGCAGUGGAUGACGUUCGCCCCCCAAAUAAGGUGACAGAUUAUUCAUCCUCCAGUGGUGAAGAUUCAGACACCACUGAUGAAGAUGACGAUGAAGAGGUAGACCAGGAGGCAGGCGAAGAGUCAACCUCUGGCCCGGAGGACUCCAAAGCUGUUUCUUCUAGGCUGAGUAAUGGUGAAACAGAGUCAGUGAAAACCAUGAUCGUUCAUGAUGAAGGCGAGAGCGAUGCAGGCUCAACGCCUUGCAAAGACAGCACGCUGAUCGUCAGACAGAGUAGCCACUGUAGUUUGCCCUUUGCUCUAGCUAACACCUUCCCUUCCCCUGAACUCAUCAAGAACACAUCUAGACCCACAGUCGUCUACCCCUCUUUCUACUUCCAGAGUGCAGGUGACAACAGAAAGCGUCCGAGCCCUGGCCCGGGCCAAGCUCAAACCCCCGGGCUGCUUGCAGGCUUUGUCCCAAGUCCUGGCUCGGUAUCGGGCCCAGGCCUUGGCCACCACACCCCCAGCCCCCAUCAUCAUCAUCACCACCACCACCAUCACCCACCACAGCACUCGGACAGGAAUGGCUUUGCUGGACGCAUCCACCACCUCCCAGACCUGAUCCAGCAGAGCCACCAUUCCUCCCCCUCCUCCUCUGCAUCCAACUCCCCUUCCUCUUCCAGCCUUGCCAGCCCCUCCACCAUGUCCCCUCAGAGUCCCCUGGACAAGCUCAGCAUCCUCAUAGAGAGCCAGUCUAGUAACAACAUGCAGAAACACAAGUCUUCCUCCUCCUUCACUCCGUUCAUCGACCCACGCCUCCUUCAAGUCUCUCCAUCCACCGGCAGCGCCCUUAACAACAUUGCCCUUCCCUUUGACCUUUUAGGCUACGGGAACGACGCCCGGCUAGCAGAGGCGUUGAGGGCCGACCCAUCUCGGAAAGGCUCCGUGGUCAACGUUAACCCGGUCAACACUCGUCCGCAGAGCGACACGCCAGAGAUCCGCAAAUACAAGAAGAGGUUCAACUCUGAGAUCCUGUGUGCUGCACUAUGGGGAGUAAACCUGUUGGUGGGGACAGAGAGUGGUCUGAUGCUGUUGGAUCGCAGCGGUCAGGGGAAAGUCUACCCUCUGAUCAACCGACGGCGCUUUCAGCAGAUGGACGUCCUGGAGGGACUCAAUGUCCUGGUCACUAUAUCAGGUAAGAAGAACAAGCUCCGUGUGUACUACCUGUCCUGGCUGAGGAACAAGAUCCUGCACAAUGACCCUGAGGUGGAGAAGAAACAGGGUUGGACCACCGUAGGAGACCUGGAGGGCUGUGUCCACUACAAUGUUGUGAAAUAUGAGAGGAUCAAAUUCUUAGUUCUGGCUUUGAAGAACUCAGUGGAGGUCUAUGCCUGGGCACCCAAGCCUUACCACAAGUUCAUGGCCUUCAAGUCUUUCGGUGACCUGGUGCACAAGCCCCUGCUGGUGGACCUGACUGUGGAGGAGGGUCAGAGGUUAAAGGUUAUCUACGGCUCAUCUUCAGGCUUCCACGCGGUGGAUGUCGACUCUGGGGCUGUCUAUGACAUCUACCUGCCUACACACAUCCAGACCAGUAUUCAGUCUCACGCCAUCAUCAUCUUGCCCAACACUGACGGCAUCGAGCUGCUGGUGUGCUACGAGGACGAGGGUGUUUACGUGAACACCUAUGGACGCAUCACCAAGGAUGUAGUGCUGCAGUGGGGGGAGAUGCCAACCUCAGUGGCAUACAUUCGUUCCAACCAGAUCAUGGGUUGGGGAGAGAAGGCCAUAGAGAUCCGCUCAGUGGAGACUGGCCAUCUGGACGGCGUAUUCAUGCACAAGAGAGCCCAGAGACUCAAGUUCCUCUGUGAAAGAAAUGACAAGGUGUUCUUCGCCUCCGUUCGGUCUGGAGGCUCCAGCCAGGUCUACUUUAUGACUCUGGGCCGAAGCAACCUGCUCAGCUGGUAGAGGUCCACACCCUGCCCUCUUCCUUCUCCUCAUUGUCCUCCACCCUCGCUAACACUGGAUCUCAGAACCCACCGUCGAUGUCUUGUCAGCCCUCGGACAACCAAAAGAGAACAAAAUCAACAACGAACCAGCCCUCUGAAGCAGUCAACAGCAAUGACUUCACCUUUCUUCUGGAGCUGCAGCCUUGCUGCAUCAGUGCUCCGGGGCCACCUGUGACGCAGCGACAACCGGUCAAGUCACGCAGUCAUCGCCCCCUGAAAUGCCCGAAGUGAUGACAUCAAUGAUGAAUUAAUAUAUGAAAGAAAGUAAAACAUAAAUUAAAUGUGAAUUUAGGUAAAGGGGGCAAAUUACUUUUUGCUUCCCUCUCCGUUUUCUUGGUGCUUAUCAGAUUGCGAUAAGAUAGAUUUUUUUUUUUUUCUUCUUUUUUACUUCUGCAGCAUUUCCAUGCUCCUGGGCAGGUCAGUAAGCGUAAGGUCUUCUAACUACUAGUACUGCUACCACUAUUAUUACUACUGCUACUACCUUCUGCAGGUCUGCCUCUUGUAAGAGAGUUCACCCUCUGCCCCAUGUUCCUGCCCUCCGCCCUUUCUUAUGAGCGCUUUAUGGGGCCGGUGGAGUGGGAGUCUGUUGUAUUAAUGCUACAGUAGUGUGUGUAAAUGUACUUCUGUUUGGUCCAAUUACUGCUGACAUGCUGGAUAGAGGUUGAGACUGUCAGCCAGGGGGAAAUUGUAAAAUAAAAAAACACCCGGAGCCAGUUGGACUUGUCAUGGUGACAAGCGGGGGAAAGAGGCCUAAUAGUUUGAGGUUCUACUUUAAGUCUGAUCGAUGGGACUCGACAGGUGGGUGUGUGUGUGUGUCGUUGAAGUAUUGUGUUGUUUGGACAUGUGCUUUAAAAAAAAAAAGAGGAUUAUAGAAAGACGCUGAAGCAGAUGGAUCUCAGAAUAGUAUUUUUUGAAUUAUUACUAUUAUUAUUCCUUGAAGAUAAGUGUAACUAUGUGGAGUAAAACAUGUCUUUUACCUUGUUUUUUAAGAUUUACGCACAUCCACCCACAGUUUGCUUGCUUUUACUCUGAACCCACAGAAGUGCAAGGUGUGUUUGUCUAAGAAAAAUGUGACGUGGGUGUGGUCCAAAAAAAUAAAAGGUGUCUAUGUACAAUAAAAAAGUUCACUGAAUCUUCCAGAUAGUGUCAGGGGUCAUGUUUUUCCCCCACCCGUUCAAACAUGACCACCUAAACACAUCUCGGGUAGGGAGGUCAGCCAAUGUCUCUCAACUGGAGAAACUUGAACUGCUGUGAAUACUUGGAUAUAAAAUAAGAAAGAAUAUGAUAAUGAAGCGAUAUGGUAGAGAAGAAAGUUCAGUAUGUGUGUGUGCGCGCGGUCGGAGAGUUCAGUGUCAUCGACAAAUUGGAUUUUCGUGGCAGAGAGAUAAACGCAUGGUCAGCAGGUUUGGUUCAGCAGAGGAUUUUUUUCUGGAAGGCGUUUUUCUAUCUUCCAUUUC